Molecule: messenger RNA, 2687 nt
Organism: Boleophthalmus pectinirostris (great blue-spotted mudskipper)
Lineage: Eukaryota; Metazoa; Chordata; Actinopteri; Gobiiformes; Gobiidae
Gene: scoca
Product: short coiled-coil protein a
Exons: 4
Coding region: 202-444 (80 amino acids)
Cellular component (GO): trans-Golgi network
Source: RefSeq, a predicted model, not a curated record
GCUGAAGUCUUCACUACAGUUCAUUGGUGAUGACGGUGUGGAUGUAGCUUACAGUCUAGUCUCCAUCAUCAGCUGUAUUUCGGACACUUUCACGCAUUUUGCCGCAUUAUUAUACUCCAGUAUACGGAGAUAGUCCUUCAUUGGCGUGUGGACAGUGGACCUGCAGCCCUGUAUACUAAACCAGAGACCGAGCUCUUCAUCAUGAAUUGUGACAUAGACGGACAUCUGGAAAACCAGGCAGAAAUGGAGGAGAAGACCAGGUUAAUAAAUCAAGUUUUGGAGCUGCAACAUACACUGGAGGAUUUGUCUGCGCGGGUGGAUGCAGUGAAGGAGGAAAACUUGAAGCUGAAGUCAGAAAACCAAGUGCUGGGACAGUACAUUGAGAACCUGAUGUCUGCAUCCAGUGUCUUCCAAACUACUGACACGAAGAGCAAAAGGAAGUGAGUUCCAUAUAGGAAAUACACUGGCACCUCGGAUGGAGCAGUGGAAAAUAACCAGAACAACGUAGACGAAGGGCUGGCUUCUUAACAGGCCUCAAGUCAAAACAAAGAGAUGAAAACAAUGCCCCCUUGUUACACUGAAAAUUUCGCAUUCAACUGUGUUUCAGUGGACCUAUCAUUAGGGAUGAACAAUAAAAAUGCUUUCCCAGCAAGUAUUAUGGUUUAAUUUUUGUUUCAAAAUUAUGAUGUAGUUAACAAGUAAAGCAUCGCUGACAUUUGAGAGAGGAUUGAAAUAUGCAAUGCUAAACUAUUAGAAACUAUUAGUUGCAUUUUGGAACAUGUUUUUAGAGGUCUAAAUUACAGGAUUAGUAGAUUUUAUACAAAUAAGUUAGAAUAUUCAGUUGCUUGCUGAGGAUUCCAUUUUAAUUAAGAUGAUCUAUUCAAAUUAUUAUUUAGAUUCAACAUUGUAUUAAACUGGAAUGGCUUUGGCUUUGACUGGUUGAAUAAAUAUAGUAGAAUCCUUGUUACUAACAGAAAACACUGUGAAUAUUUCUAAUGAAAAUACUAUAUAAUCUAUAUUGAACGAUUGGCUCCUGACGAUAAAUAACAAUCACCACAACUUACCAUCUGUUUGGACUUGACCUGUCAAGAAGUAGCUUCCUCCUCCUAACUUUGUACAUCUCCUGUGUAACCCUUUUGAACUGAAUCAGAUCUGACCUUAACAAGUCUAUUAGGUUGCAUAGGUUCUCCGUAAUACUUAAUUCCGUCUCAAUGUUUUACUACCGGGUCUUUAAUGAACUUUGUGACAGUUAAAUUUUAAUGUGGUUUUACAAGUGCAUUUGCCUCCUGGAACAUAGUGAGCUAAAACAAACUGUCUGAACACUACUUUUGUUAUUUAUUAUUUCUGUAUAGUAUUAUUGUUCAUUCAUCUCUACACAUAGUGUAUAUAUAAAAUAACACGUGUAUUCAAUCCCUUUGUCAAACAAGUCAGUAUUACUAAAAAAGAUGCAAGAUUUGUGCAUGUACUUUUUAUUGUUUUUUCAUUUUUAAAUGAGAUUACAUAUGAACUGCUACCAUUUAGCUUGUCCAAUCACUGUAACUCAUCUGCCUUCAAGGGAGCAGUGAUUUUCUUAUUAAUGUGGCAUAUGUUUAACAUCAGAUGCCUUUCCUAACAACCUUCUACAUUUGCUUCGGACUGACGCAAAAGUUCAAUAGCUUGUCAUCUCUUUAUUCUUUUAGUCUCUAUGUAAUCAAACAUACAUUGAAAUAUUAAAUAGAAAUUCAACAAAAAGCACACAUUAUUUUUGGACUCCACUGAAAUGUUGAAAUGUAAGUUGUGUAAUGUUGGAUGAUCAUUUUCAUACUGUUGGAUCCAGAAAUUGUGUACAUUACGUAAAUUAAAAAUGCAAAGCUUUUCCAUUGGAGGGGCAGCCCGCUUCUCUUCAUUUAGAUGUAAUUACUUUGCAUAUUCCACAGUAUGACAUUAAACUCAAUCUCCAUAGAGAAAAUUGAGUUUUGCCAUUAGACCAAUGUACAGGUCAGAUUUGUAGAGAUGUGACGCUGCUCAGAGUUGGAAUGCAUGUUUUUCAAAGCAUUGAGUUAUAAAAACACCUAGUUUAAUGCCAUACUGUGAAAUAUUCUAGGCAAAGAUAUAACAUCGCAAGUGGUUGAUGGCCGUCUAUCAGAAAAGUUAUAUAGUAGACCUUUCCAAUCCAAGUGAAGUAAACUUUCAAGGUCUCUAUGGUAUUUUGGAUCACUUUGGAUCACUUUAAUCAUUGUCAUCACAUACUAAUGCCUAAAAUACAGACCAAAUGGCAAGCAGGAUUGAGACUAGGAAACGGAAAAAGAACAGUGAACCAAGGCUGUUAGAAGGCCUUGAGUGCUAUUGAUCCACUUAGGAUGUCCCGAUAGAGAAUGGGUCUCAUAAAAUGUGCUGAUGCUUCACUGUCUGUUGGGUGUGGUCUCUUCUCCAUCUAACUAAAAGAGAAAGGAAAUCAGGAAUCUAAAAAUAUAUUUGAGGUGAUAUUAAUGCUAUGUGCUAAGGAGAAUAUGGUGCUUUAAAAGGUGGAAUGAGUUAAACCUUACUGUAUAUUGUGUAAUUUAUUUUUGUUUUGAUAUUUUUAAGAGUUGUACAGCAGUAACCCAUUAUUGAUUUGUGGAUGGCAUGCGGAAUAUGCCCAAACCUACACAUGCUGUCAUAGUGUGUAGACUCUGCACCUUUAUUUUAAUAAAAGCCCAAUAACCCAA